UCCGCCCGCCUGCCCGGGUCCGGCCCGCCCCCCUCCCCCACCCCCGCCCCCAGUCCCGUCAGCGGAGUCCGGAGCCCACUGUUCUGUCGCUUCUUCCUUUUUCGACGUCUCCGCCGCCUCUUGAAGAGGAGAGCUAGCCGGGAGUUACACCACCACCGCCAGGAUGGAUAGAAUGACAGAGGAUGCACUUCGCCUGAAUCUGUUGAAACGAAGCUUGGACCCAGCAGAUGAGCGAGAUGAUGUCCUGGCAAAGCGGCUCAAAAUGGAGGGUCAUGAGGCCAUGGAACGCCUGAAGAUGUUGGCACUGCUCAAAAGAAAGGAUUUGGCAAACCUUGAAGUGCCACACGAAUUAUCUACCAAACAGGAUGGCAGUGGUGUCAAGAGCUAUGAAGAGAAACUCAAUGGGAAUCUCAGACCCCAUGGAGACAACAGGACUGCUGGAAGGCCAGGCAAAGAAAAUAUCAAUGAUGAGCCUGUGGAUAUGAGUGCUAGACGAAGUGAGCCAGACCGAGGAAGGCUGACCCCCUCCCCAGACAUCAUUGUUCUGUCUGAUAAUGAGGCUUCCAGUCCCCGUUCCAGCUCCCGAAUGGAAGAAAGACUCAAAGCAGCCAACCUAGAGAUGUUUAAGGGGAAAGGCAUCGAGGAACGACAGCAGCUCAUCAAGCAGCUGAGGGAUGAGCUGCGAUUGGAAGAAGCCCGACUGGUGCUGCUAAAGAAACUGAGACAGAGUCAGCUACAGAAAGAGAAUGUGGUCCAGAAGACUCCAGUUGUACAGAAUGCAGCAUCUAUUGUUCAGCCAUCUCCUGCCCAUGUGGGGCAGCAGGGUCUAUCCAAACUUCCUACCCGGCCUGGGGCCCAAGGAGUUGAACCUCAAAAUUUGAGAACAUUACAGGGUCACAGUGUCAUCCGUUCAGCAACCAACACCACUCUCCCACACAUGUUGAUGUCUCAACGUGUUAUUGCACCAAACCCAGCCCAGCUGCAGGGUCAGCGGGGCCCACCUAAACCUGGCCUUGUACGUACCACAACAGCGAACAUGAAUCCUGCCAUCAAUUACCAGCCGUCAAGUUCUUCUGUCCCCUGUCAGCGCACAACAUCCUCUGCCAUCUAUAUGAACCUUGCCUCACAUAUCCAGCCAGGGACCGUGAACAGAGUAUCCUCACCACUUCCUAGCCCCAGCGCCAUGACUGAUGCAGCCAACUCACAGGCUGCAGCCAAAUUGGCUCUUCGCAAGCAGCUGGAAAAGACACUCCUGGAGAUUCCACCCCCUAAACCUCCUGCUCCCUUACUUCACUUCCUGCCUAGCGCAGCCAAUAGCGAGUUUAUUUACAUGGUAGGCUUGGAAGAAGUCGUACAGAGUGUCAUUGACAGCCAAGGUAAAGGCUGUGCUUCACUUUUGCGGGUCGAACCCUUUGUAUGUGCUCAGUGCCGCACAGAUUUCACCCCUCACUGGAAGCAGGAAAAGAAUGGUAAGAUUCUGUGUGAGCAGUGUAUGACCUCCAAUCAGAAGAAGGCUCUAAAGGCUGAACACACCAACCGGCUGAAAAAUGCUUUUGUUAAAGCCCUACAGCAGGAACAGGAAAUUGAACAGCGAUUACAGCAGCAGGCAGCCCUCUCCCCCACUGCGGCUCCAUCUGUGUCCAGUGUCAGUAAACAGGAGACUAUCAUGAGACAUCACACACUUCGACAGGCUCCACAGCCCCAGAGCAGCCUCCAGCGUGGCAUACCCACAUCUGCCCGCUCUAUGCUUUCCAACUUUGCACAGGCACCCCAGCUGUCUGUGCCAGGUGGCCUCCUUGGCAUGCCAGGUGUCAACAUUGCAUACUUGAACACCGGCAUCGGAGGACACAAAACCCCCAGUUUGGCAGACCGGCAGCGGGAAUACCUUUUAGACAUGAUCCCUCCCCGGUCUAUAUCUCAGUCCAUCAGUGGACAGAAAUAACGCCUGUUCCCCUUGUACUGCCCCAACCUUGAAUCCUUUACCCCUUCCUCUCCCAUUGCCCCCAAAUUCCGUCGCAUGCAGUGCCUGUACUGGUGCCUACCAUACACGGAAAACAAAACAGAAAAACAGAAGACAAAAAAUAGAAAUCAACAAGAAAACACACGCGCCCUGCCCUGCCACCUCCCUUUUAUUUCACAUUGCUGCGAUCUGUUCUUCUGCUGCUCUGUCUUCUCUCUUCAGUUUUCUUUAACAGUGAGGUGGAUCUUCGUCUCUGAUAGAGGUCAGAGUAAGGUCCUGGGGAGAAUCUAUGCCCUCUGACGUGUGUUUCUAAAGUUUGUUUUUAUGAUAUAAUUAUCAUUAUCAUUUUUAAUGAUGUUGUGUGUCCUCCCUUUGUUCAGUGGACAGUUAAACCUUUUUAUUUUCCUCCAAUUUUUUUUUCUUUCUCUUUUUUUAUUUUUUAUUUUUAAACACGGAUGGCAUUCAGUUAAAUAAUAGGAUCAUUGCAGUAGGGUCCCCAACUGCCAAAGUAGGACAUGACUGGGACACUUAGGGGCAGAAGUUUUUAAUGCACUUAACCCGGGAUGGGGAAGGAGGUGGUGGCAUCAAAUAAGGAGGAAUAGCACCCAGCUGUGGGUGUUUCUGCGCUGGAGAGUUUGGGAGGCAGUGUUUAGUAUUGAAGUUGGGCUCUAAGAAUGAGAGGGAAAGAGCCUGGUGGGAGAAGCUUUAAAACUCAACCUCCCUGAAGUUUACCCAUGGAGAAGGAGGAAGAGGAAGAGGUACGAUGAUGAACAUAAUGCUGACCCAGGGGGACUGAGAGCAGGUCCAGGCCUUCUGGAUGCUGGGGGAAUGAAAUUGGUCUUCUGGCCCCAGUGGGGAUGAGGAAGUCUAUUCCAGGCCAAGUACCCCAAAUUUAUUUCAUCUUUCUUUUAAAAUUCUCCCCCCAUCCCCACCCCACCUACCUCCACUUUUGUCUCUUGGGUUUAGGUGUCAAGGGUUUUGGUUUUUUUUUUUAAUCCUAAUGUGUUCCCUCUAGCCACAACCCCAUCUUUAGUAUAGAGGAAUGGCUAAAGCCAUAACUGUUCCCAGGCUCAGUUUGCUCAGUGUCCUAGGAGUUGGAAUGAACAUGAGUGAGUAAAAAUGGUAAAAGGGUGAAAUAGACUUGGAGGAAGGAGUUUCUCUCCUAUUAGAAUUUUCACGUUUGUCUAUCUCCUUCACCCUUUCAGUGCCAGGAGAUGAGGGUGAGGGCACCAAAUCAGGCUGCAGUCCUGCCCUAACUCUGCUCCACUUAUGGUAGAACCAGCUGCCUAAAGCCAAACAACUCAUGUCAAACCGACUUUGGACCUAUGCUGUAAAAGUUUUGUGGUUGUUUUCUUUUUUUGUGUUGUUGUUUUUUUUGGGGGGGCAUUCCCCCCAGAAUUCUAUUAAUUUUGCUCUUUUUGGUUUUUUUUGUUUUGUUUUUUCCUUAAGCGCUACUAAGGUAGAAAAUGAAUUGAAUUGUGCAAUGUUGCUGUUCUGGGGAUUGGGGAUAUUAGCAUCCCAUUUGCCCACGAUGUGGGGGAAGGGAAGAGGGGCCAGGCUGUUUUUGAGGUAAGGAAAGCCCCUUAAGGUAAGGCUUUCUGCUUUCCUUAUAAUGUAUACAUACCCGCCUGUCCAGCUCCAGAAGCUGCCAGAGUGUGCUGAAGGGAUACUCCUAGCAGAGAGGUGUGAUGAGGAUUUUACCCUUGGAAGCCACCUGGGGAAGUUCCCCCAUUUUUAUUUUUAAAAAUUAAUUUUUUUAAAAAUAAGAAGGCACUUUUAAAAUGAACACACACACAAGCUGCACAUCUUCCCCCAUAAAGUUUGGGGUUGGGGUGGGAGAAGGAGCUAGAAUCAGGCUUAGUUCCCCCCACUCUGGCCUCUGUUCCCAACACCCCAGUGCCAUGGGGUGAUUAUACUGGCCCUACGGGCCUUCCCAGCUUUUUUCUUCCCUUCCCCCAAAUUCAUUGAGCACUUAAUAAAGGAGCAGAGAUGCAGCCUGUGUCUGGGCUCCCCCAGUGGUGAAAUGAUCUGGAAGCUUAGAUGCUAGUAACAGGUAGUGAUGGGGUCAUUUGAGUAUUUUUCUGGGGAAUGUGGUACCCCUUGACUGUAAGUUGUGGGGGAGGGAGGGGGGUUAAUGGAAGUGGGUCUGGGAUUAUUUUAAAAUCAUAUAUAUAUAUAUAUAAAAAGAUAUAUUCUUACAUCUUUUCUUUGCCCUCUGUGCUUUGAAAGCACUGGAUAAAUUGUUUGGUUUUGCUUUUUUUUCUUCCACAAAAUUGGAAGCUUUUUGUUUUGUUUUCAAUGUUUUCCCUGCCAGUCAUCUAGCCUUGUGGCAUGUCUGUCCAGCCUCUUCCCCCCAUGAUGAAGUGCCAUUUCUGUUAUGUCUCCCUCUCCCCCAGCUCAGAGGUGCUCAGAGGUACGAGGUGCCCAAGUUUGUCAGUUGAGAUUAAAAGUAAGGAACAGAGAAUGUGCAAUACCUUCUGGCUGGGGGCUUUCGCUGCCCUGAGCUGAUUCCCUUCCCUGGAAGCCAGGCCACCUUUGAAUGGGGUUUGGAGGUAAGAUGUGUAGAGAUGGGGGAUGAUGGGGAAGGAAAGUCUAUAGUCCAGUGUCUGCUUAGAUGCUAAGACACUGGGGGAGAGGGUGGAAUCUUCCCCUCUAUUUAUCCCCUCAUGGUCAAUUCCAUAGAAGCUGCUUAUUGACUAGUGUAGCUCCAUGACCCUUUGCUCAAUUGCUGAGGUUUGAUUUCUUACCCUCUUUUCUCCCCAUUUUCAUACCCUUCGCAGGGAUUAGUGAUGGGGGUGAGGGCUCCCUAAUCAUGGUAAAGUAUUAGCCUUUCACCUCCUCCCUUUUCUCCCUCUCCCCCAUCUUCCUCGAGUCUCUUCUUUUUCAUCAUUGAUUGCCCUGUCCCUCCAAGUCUGUUGCUACUGUCCAUCCCCAGGCCUUGGGCCCUGAGGACAGACACUACACCUCAUGUCUAAGGAUAGGAGGAAAGGCCCUCUCUGUUCUGAGAAUCAGCCUUUACCCCUGGAGCUCUGAAUGAAGCCUAGGGUAAUAAUAGAGUGAGGAUCCUACCAGUUCUACCUGGCUUCCUCCAUCCCCAGAGGCACUGAAAGUAGUUUAUGGACAAUGUCUUGCUCCCUAGAAGCCUGAAAUGGGUGGAUUAGCAGUAGGGCUUGAGUAAAGCUGGGAGACAGAGGUCCUUAUUUCUUGGUGUUAUUUUGUCCUUUGACCACAGCAUCCAGACUCCCUCCAUCCCUGGAAUAAGUAUUUUUUUUCCAUAUUUUUGGAUGUAUGUAUGGUAGAAAAGAUUUUUUUUUAAGACAGAGAUAAAUGUUUUCCUGCUUUGGUUACCUUUCCUUUCCCCCUUUAAAAGGAAUUAGCUAUAGAACUGCUUUGUAAAGAUGCUUCUUGAUAUUUUACUUUUGUUCCUUCUCCCCAACCACUUCCUUUUCUCCCCACUCCUCCAGAAGGCAUAACCCUUCUCUCCACAACCCCUACCCCCACCGCAGUCCUAGGUUCCCUUCCCUUCCAACAAGCCCUUCAUUAGCUUAUGAUAUUUGCUGCCGAAAUGUUAUAACAAGGACUCAUUCGUGUAUAUAAGCUAUUUCUUGAUCCAUUUAAAAGGAAUUGUACAUUGUGUAGAAAAAAAAAAAAACCUUAAAAAGAGAAAAAAAAAAAAAAAAAAAG
Choloepus didactylus (southern two-toed sloth) is the source of this 5644-nucleotide messenger RNA. It is a transcript of the gene GATAD2B, whose product is annotated as GATA zinc finger domain containing 2B. The record is from RefSeq and is a predicted model, not a curated record. NCBI's taxonomy places the organism in Eukaryota, Metazoa, Chordata, Mammalia, Pilosa, Megalonychidae. The transcript is spliced from 11 exons. Gene Ontology annotation, molecular function: sequence-specific DNA binding; zinc ion binding. Gene Ontology annotation, cellular component: NuRD complex. Gene Ontology annotation, biological process: negative regulation of transcription by RNA polymerase II. The coding region runs from base 164 to 1942 and encodes 592 amino acids.